This is a messenger RNA of Eleginops maclovinus (Patagonian blennie), 1222 nucleotides long. RefSeq names its product troponin I type 1a (skeletal, slow) (gene tnni1a). Gene Ontology annotation, cellular component: troponin complex. NCBI's taxonomy places the organism in Eukaryota, Metazoa, Chordata, Actinopteri, Perciformes, Eleginopidae. The transcript is spliced from 7 exons. Bases 265 to 777 code for a protein of 170 amino acids. The record is from RefSeq and is a predicted model, not a curated record. Gene Ontology annotation, biological process: skeletal muscle contraction; cardiac muscle contraction.
GCUUCAUCUCUGAUCUGAGAGCUCUCCUCUGCUGCAGUCGCAUCUUUCCCUUUCCAGCUUCUGACACCGCAAGAUCUCAUCAGCAGGAUGCCUGAACAUGUGUGAGUAAUCAGGCUCUGUGGACUUAUUUUAGACACAAUCACACAAAAUAUUUCCCAGCAUGGUUAAGGAUUAAUCUUUGGUUUUAACUUUCACUUGAAUUAUUUUCCUAUUUUCUUUUACAGCCAAGAGAGGAAGCCGAAGAUCUCAGCUUCAAGGAAGUUGAUGCUCAAGAGUCUGAUGGUGGCAAAGGCCAAGGAGGAAUUGGAACAGGAGGUUGUUGUCAAAGAGGAGGAAAAACAGAACUAUCUGUCAGAGAGAGCUCCUCCUCUAAACACUAGCGGUCUGAGCCUUGGACAACUACAGGAACUCUGCAGAGAGCUCCAUGCCAAAAUAGAUGUGGUUGAUGAGGAGCGAUACGACAUUGAAGCCAAAGUGAUGCUCAACAAACGUGAGAUCAAAGACCUGAACAUCAAGGUGUUGGACCUCAGGGGGAAAUUCAAGAGACCUAGUCUUCGUCGUGUUCGGGUGUCUGCUGACGCCAUCCUUCGCUCCCUGCUGGGCUCUAAGCACAAAGUCUCCAUGGACCUGCGGGCCAACCUCAAAUCUGUCAAGAAAGAGGACACUGAGAAGAAGAGGCCAGUAGAGGACAGUGACUGGAGGAAGAAUGUGGAGGCCAUGUCAGGGAUGGAGGGAAGGAAGAAGAUGUUUGAUGCUGCUAAGGGUCCUGCGCAGUGAACCCAGAAGGCAUCUGAACCAAUUUUAUAUUCAGUCUAUUGCACAUUCUGUAUUUCUCUUUAAUGGUGUCAAUUUAGUGCAUGCUCAUUUAGUUAAUGCUCCCUGAAAGAUUUUCCAUACUUUCCUUAACUGUUUGAUGUUCAAUAAUAAGGUGUUAAAUAUGAAUUUAACUAUGUGCAAUGUGUUAUUAUUUGGGAUUUUCUCAUAACCCCAUAGAUUUAAAAGCUCAUUUCAUUCCCAGAUCUCCUGCAUAUUUGUAUGUCAAAAAAGGCUGCCUGUAUUUUUAAACGCAGAUGUGGAUACUAUUAUCAAUUAUCUUGUUGCUAAACAAAACUGCAGCUUUCAUGAUCUUGCUUGGUAAAAAACGGUUAGAAUGAGCUGCAAAAAAUGAUUUGCAUUUCAUGAGAGGAAUAAUAAAACACACAAAAUGCAUUCUUCAUUUCAA